UCCCGCCCCCGCGCAGGCCGGCGGCCGUGCCCGCCUCAGACGCUCAGCCCCGCCGCGACAUGGCCGGCCGCCGCCUCCUGGGGCUGCUCCUCGCCUUCUCCGCGCUGCUGGGCGCAGGUCAUGGGGACGACUCUAGUGACUUCAACCUAGAAGAUGCCCUGUUUGAUGACCUCAGCACCAAGCGACCCACACCCAAGGGACCCAGAAAGCCGGCAGGUGGGACAGGCUUUGAUUUGGCUGAUUACUUUGAUGCCCCUCUGGAAACCACCACCAAACCAGCCAAGCCGACUCCAAAGCCCUUCCCCAGGCCGGGGAAGCCAGACAGCAGCUUUUGGGAUGUCAUCCACAGCACCACAACCAAGCAGCCUAAAACUACGAGGGCCCCCCCCAAGCCUAACCCAGCAAAGAAUCCUAUGGAUUUUGACUUGGCUGAUGCCCUUGAUGAUAAGAACGAUAGGAAAGAUGGUGGGAGGCCGGACGUAAGGCCAGGUGAAGGCUUUUCAGACGAUGACCUGGCCAGCAUUGUGGACGGGGGCUACAGCCCAGACAAGAAGAAAGGUGCCGACGGCAGGAUGGACAGUGACCACGGCAGAGGCACAGUGGCAGAGACGGGGACAAUCGCUGGCAUCGCCAGUGCCCUGGCCAUGGCGCUGAUCGGGGCUGUCUCCAGCUACAUCUCCUACCAGCAGAAGAAGUUCUGCUUCAGCAUCCAGCAGGGACUUAACGCGGAAUAUGUGAAAGGAGAAAACAUGGAAGCUGUUGUAAGCGAGGAGCCCCAAGUUAAAUAUUCAGUACUGGAAACACAGUCAGCACAACCACCAAAGCAAGACAGUGUGAAGAUGUAAAGCGUGGCCCAGGGCUAGAGAAGACUCAGUCAGCAGCAAAUGGAGAUCUUACAUGCUUGUAAUUUAGCUUUUUAUUUAAUUUGACUCCAAAGCUAUUUAAUGUGUACUUAGGCUUGAACUGGCUUUGUAUUGCUCUAGGCUUUAGGUGAGCGUGGCUGUGUUUAGUUUUUGUUGAGGUAUAUGUUUACAUCAAAUUAAUAUAGUAGGUUUGGUGUCCAGUUGUAUGCAAACCAAUAGAAGGUGCUUCAGUAGUGGUCAGUUUUCAAGUAAGGGAGAAGGUCUUUUUCAAGGAGCUUACAGGAGUGAGGGCAGAGAAGUGCCUGUAAAUAGCAACCAAAGCAAAGCAUUCAAAGCCCUUUGUAAAGCCCCUCCAGCCAACCUGGGCACAUGCACAUUUCUGGAGGGUAGAUUCCAGUCCUUCCUGUAGCUACACCUAAAAAAUGAAGUGCCUAUGGUAGGUCCUCAGCUGGGGCCUUGGGCUGAGGCAGGUGUCUCCCUGCUCCAAAGUCAGGAGUUGAGGAUGUUUCACCACCACGCAGCGCUGGGUUUCUAACCACAUAAAAGGACUUGAUUUUCAUGCCAAGUCAUAAAUGCAGGUAAUAUCAGGGUACACAACGUUCACUUUUAGCAAAUCCCAUUUGAAUGCUUGGCUGUGCCAGAUAAGAAUGGAGCUGAACCUGCCAAGCCAUACAGUCUGUCUGUGUGACAUGAGACCUACAUUGUCACUGAAAUCAAAACUCCUUGUGUUCCAAGGACAGGGCCAGAUCUUAUUCACACAAAAACAAAUUACAGAUUUAACCUGAAAGAAAAUACAUCAUGUAGGCAUUGACUAAGCCUUCUAAUGCUCCCCUGUCACAAGAGAAGUCAAGCUUUAACAAGCUACAAUCCCCCCACCUUCUCCUCCAACCAUUAACACCACUAUUGAGAGCACCCCCUGGAACCUCAGGCAGAAAAAGUAUUUAAAACUUCGUACUUUCUGUUACCAACUAACCUUUAAGAAAGGCAGAAGCUCCUGAGAGGAUGGGUCCUCCAUCACCAUCCUGCAUGGGAUUCCUGCAGCUUUCUGGGAAGCAUGGGACUGCAUGUGGUGCUCAGUCCUGCCACCAGGACAGCACCCUGAUCCACCUGACCUUCGCUAUGUGGCAAGAAUUUGUCUUUAUAUUUUUAAUCCUGCUGCAGCCCUUUCUUCUUGCUGCUAAAAUGUGGAUACUAUACAUUUAACCAAAUCCAUGAUGGCUCAAAAAGCAUGCUCUGGCCUGAAGGAAAACACACUUUGCGUGCUCUUUAUAUAUAAACCUGAAAUGUGUGCAUUUUGUACUGUUUUGCAAAUACCGUAUUUUGUGAAUGUAUGUUAAAAAAAAAAAAAAAGAAAAAAAAAAAGAACAUUUUCAGUUUGAUGUACAAAUUCACAGCUUUCAGGUAGACACAACUUACACAAGGCCUUGCCAGGAGGUGAAGCAGCCUAGGAGCACUGCUGCCUAACAGCUCCAUUUGAAAGGAAAUUGCCUCGUAACAUGGUUAAGUAUUUUGCAGUUCUGCACAAUUCUUAAAGCCUUAAGCUCUAGCAGAACAGUUUUGUAAGGGAGACAAGUUCUAGGGAUAUAAUGGUGCCUCCCAUGUAUCCAGAACACUUAGGCUACAACAAUACUGCUGCAAACCACUGCUGCUUUGUUUUACUUUAAAACAAAAUUAAUCAAAUUAUUGGCUGCUCAGAGAAUGGAAGCAGAGGAGAUAGAGAUGGGCUACACUCUGUUUGCUUACUGCCCAAGAAGGAUUCUCAUGGAGGAAGCAUGGUCUGCAGGAUUGGGAUCAUCAUGUGCAGGAGCUCAGGUGCUGAGUUUGUGCAUCUCCAUUCCCAAGCACCACUGUCUGCUUUUCUGUCUUAGCCAAACACAUUUGGAAGCUAUAACAUGAAAAAUGUUUUUAGAAAGUUAUUGUAGGUGAAGUGUUACAAGAUGGCAUUGACCAUCACUAGGAGCUGUUUUCCUAGCUUUGAUGAAGUGACCCUAACUCCAUUUCUUCUUCUGUGGAUGCCCAGGUUUGCUGCAGGUGCAGAGCAUUUGGUUUACUGCAUUUCUGUUUCUGUGCCCUCCCUGUUUGUCUGGUGGACAGUGCAGUGGGGUGUCCAGCACUGCUUAAAGAAUGCAGCACCAGCCCCUCUUCUGGGAAUCCAUACACUAGAACAGAUGAGAACCGUGUCUAAUUCACAAAUACUACACUUUAACAACCAACCAAAACCAACCAACCACAAAGCUGUUUCACUGAAACAAAAGCACCCCAGUUUUCAGAACUCAGAAGUUGCUCCUUUCCCCAAGGCCUUUGUGGAACUUUGGUGAACACUUACACCUCAGUGUGAUUUCUAGUUAUGUGGAAAACUAUAAAUGUAGAGUGAAAGGGAGCACUUUUCAAAAAAAUUUACAGUAACAGAAUUCAGGAUCUCUUUCUCUGGGAUUGAACAUAGGACAUUAUUGACAAAUAACCACAGUAAAGAAAUUAAUCCUUAAGUCUUCUCUUCAAAACUGGUCAAAAGUCAAAGUCUUGAUGUGCUAAAUGUUAGUAAAGGCUCUAAUUGCUUUUUUAUUGCAGCCCAUCUCCAUCUGAUCUGUCAGACCAGUCUGAGAAAUAGGGAGUUUAUACAUCAUCUAUAUUAUAGGUAUUAUAGCAACUGAGAGGAUUCCAGUGUAUUUUCUUAGUAGUGAUCCAGGUUCUGAAACAACUGAUCUGGCAUUGACCUCUCUAAAUAUUUUAAUUAGUGUCUGGUCUCUUUAAAUCUGGAUAUGGAAUUUUUAAAAAUCCUGCACUGUAGGUUCUGUACACAUGGUAUGAACUUUCUCGUCCUUUAUUAAAAAAGGCCAUAAAAACCUGAAAACUGGGAUUUAUUUUUUUCACAAGUCCAAAACCUAUAAAUACAGCUGCCCUGAGAGUUCAUGUACUUACCUGUGCUGUGCACUCUUAGCACACCUCACUUCUUCAGCUUAAUUAAGCUAUUUUUAACAAAAUAAUUCAGAAAAAGUAGAAGAUUGAAGAACUGAACUAGCUUUUUCCCUGUGGUUUAUUCUAUCAAUUACUUCUAUUUUCCUUUGGCAAUACUGUAGUAGUUUCUUUGUUUUCGAUCCUUCAGCUGAGAAUACUCUGACAUGAAUUGCAGAUAUUUUGGCACUAUAAACUCAGUCAUUUUCAUGCAGCCCCACUAAUGAACCCUUCUAAGUGCUAUAUUGUCAUUCUUAACUACUCAUUUGCUGUGAUAAAAGUGGAAUUAGUCCAUAAUACCAUUUCAAAUUCUGAAAAAGCAAGCUGAGUCGACAGGCUAAGGCUUUUUAAAGAUCUGCCUCUGCAACAAAGGAGGUUCAGGAACAAAUGAAGUUCAGAGACAACAACAUUGUGAAAUUAGAGAAUCCUUUCUUUUGAGUGAAGUCGUGACUUAAAAGCAAGGGACAAUGUUUGGUGAUGCAGAAGCAUCUGUACCAGUGCAUGUAAGUAUCAUGGGGGUAAAGAUCAGAAUUUGACUGCCAUUGGAAAAUGCCAAAUAAAACAAGGUGACUAGUAA
Apus apus (common swift) is the source of this 4392-nucleotide messenger RNA. RefSeq names its product CD99 molecule like 2 (gene CD99L2). The record is from RefSeq and is a predicted model, not a curated record. Bases 60 to 845 code for a protein of 261 amino acids. The transcript has 11 exons. NCBI's taxonomy places the organism in Eukaryota, Metazoa, Chordata, Aves, Apodiformes, Apodidae.